This is a messenger RNA of Stereum hirsutum FP-91666 SS1, 7810 nucleotides long. Its product is annotated as type II DNA topoisomerase. Lineage: Eukaryota; Fungi; Basidiomycota; Agaricomycetes; Russulales; Stereaceae. Gene Ontology annotation, biological process: resolution of meiotic recombination intermediates; sister chromatid segregation; DNA topological change. Bases 199 to 4668 code for a protein of 1489 amino acids. The transcript is spliced from 20 exons. Gene Ontology annotation, molecular function: ATP binding; DNA topoisomerase type II (double strand cut, ATP-hydrolyzing) activity; DNA binding. The record is from RefSeq and is a predicted model, not a curated record. Gene Ontology annotation, cellular component: nucleus.
GAAGCGGAGAACUUCGACCUCGACAUCUCCGGGUCCGAGUCGGACGACUACGCGCCCGUCGUGAAGAAGAAGCCCACCAAAACCGCAGCCAAACCAACCACGAAACCGAAAACCACGAAAGCCGCGCCUGCGAAGAAGGCAGCAGCCCCGAAGAAGAAAGCCCCCCUCGUCGACGUAGAUUCUAAUGCGGACGACGAUAUGAUGAUGGACGAUGAUGACGACGGCGACGGGUCGGGGCCUUCUGCGCCGAGGGCUGUUCCUGCGGCGAAGAAGAAGAACGCGUCGGAGAUGUAUCAGAAGCUCUCCCAACUCGAACAUAUCCUCAAACGUCCCGAUUCGUAUAUCGGCUCCGUCGAGACGAUCACGCAGAACAUAUGGACGUAUGAUUCGGACACGAAGCGCAUGGUCCUGCGCGAUGUGAAGUACGUUCCUGGUUUCUUCAAGAUCGUGGACGAAAUCUUGGUUAAUGCUGCUGACAACAAGAUCAACGACCCCAACAUGGACACCCUCAAAGUCGAAAUCGACGUCGAAUCCUCCUCCAUCUCCGUCUUCAACAACGGCCGGGGCAUCCCCAUCGAGAUCCACUCCAAGGAAAAGAUCUACAUCCCCGAAAUGAUCUUCGGCCACCUCCUCUCCUCGUCCAACUACGACGACGACGAAAAGAAGCUGACGGGCGGACGUAACGGCUACGGCGCGAAACUCGCGAACAUCUAUUCGCACGAGUUCACCGUCGACACCGCGGACAAGAACAGUGGCCAGAAGUACAAGCAGACGUGGAGCGACAAUAUGGGUAAAGUCGGCAAAGCGAAGAUCACGAAAAACGCGCGCGGCGAGGAAUACACCAAAGUGACCUUCAAGCCCGACCUCGCCCGUUUCGGGAUGGAUUCUAUCGACGACGACACGGUCUCUCUGCUCAAGAAACGGGUGUACGACAUGGCCGGCACCGUGAAGGACAUCAAAGUCUUCCUGAACGGCGAGCGCAUCAAGGUCAAGGGCUUCAAGUCCUACGUCGAGAUGUACCUCACUUCUGCAGCCGAAGCCGCCGCGGAAACCUCAGGCGGCGCAGCCCAGGCGAAACCGUCGUUCAUCUACGAACGCAUCAACGACCGUUGGGAAGUCGCCUUCGCCUGUUCAUUAGAGGGUCAAUUCCAACACGUCUCCUUCGCGAACUCGAUCUCCACGAUCAAAGGCGGCACGCACGUCACGACCGUGUCGGACCAGAUCGCGAAGAACAUCAUACAGGUGGUGAAGAGCAAGAAUAAGGGCGCGCAGUUGACGCCGGCGAAGGUGAAGGACCAGAUGUGGGUGUUCGUGAAUGGGUUGAUCGAGAAUCCGACGUUCGACAGUCAGACGAAGGAGACGAUGACGUUGCCGGUGAGCAAGUUUGGCUCGAAGCCGACGCUUUCGGAGGAUUUUUUGAAGAAGGUCAAUAAGUCCGCGGUGAUUGAGAGGGUCCUGAAUUGGGCGCAGUUCAAAGCCCAGCAGGAGAUCAAGAAGACCGACGGCACGAAACGCACCCGGCUCGCUGGGAUGACCAAGCUCGCCGACGCAAACAACGCCGGGACCAAGAACGCGUCCAAAUGCACGCUCAUCCUCACCGAGGGCGACUCCGCCAAGGCCCUCGCCGUCGCGGGGCUCGGUGUCGUCGGGCGCGACAACUUCGGCGUGUUUCCGCUGAGGGGCAAGAUGCUGAAUGUGCGCGAGGCGAAACAUGAUCAGAUUAUGAAGAAUGAGGAGAUUCAGAAUAUUAAGAAGAUUAUGGGGUUGCAGUCUAAUAAGGAUUAUAGCAAUACGUCGAGUUUGAGGUAUGGGAGGUUGAUGAUCAUGACCGAUCAGGAUCACGAUGGCUCGCAUAUCAAGGGCCUGCUCAUCAACUUCCUAGACCAUUUCUUCCCUUCGCUCCUGAAGCUGGACGAUUUCCUGGUCGAGUUCGUCACGCCCAUCGUCCGUGUCACGAAGGGCAAGGACCGCAUCGACUUCUUCACGAUCCCCGAGUACGAGAAAUGGCUCGAAGUCACGCCGGAUGCGCAUAGAUGGACGUCCAAGUAUUACAAGGCGCGUCUCGGUCUGGGUACGAGUAAGGACUCCGACGCGCGCGAUUAUUUCAGCCAUAUGGCGAAACAUAUGAUCUCGUUUGCGCCUACUGCGGAAGGCGACCGUGAGUUGAUCGAUUUGGCGUUCAGCAAGAAGAAGGCGGACGAGCGGAAGGAGUGGCUGAGACAGUUGAGGCCUGGAACCUUCCUGAACCACGACACCGACGAGAUCUCGAUCAACGACUUUAUCAACAAGGAGCUCAUCUUGUUCUCGUAUGCGGAUAACGUGCGGUCCAUCCCUUGUGUCGCGGAUGGGUUGAAGCCUGGUCAGAGGAAGGUCGUCUGGGGUUGUUUCAGGCGUAAGAUGAGGACCGAAGUCAAGGUCGCCCAACUCGUCGGCUACAUCUCCGAACACGCAGCCUACCACCACGGCGAACAAUCCCUGACCCAAACCAUCGUCAACCUCGCGCAAGACUACGUCGGCGCGAACAACCUGAACCUGCUCAUGCCAAAUGGUCAAUACGGUACGCGCGACCAGGGCGGAAAGGACCAUGCGGCGCCGAGGUAUAUCUUCACGGAGACGGCGGCAGUGACGAGGGCGAUAUUCCAUCCUGCGGACGAUCCGUUGUUGAAUUAUUUGAAGGAUGAUAAUGAUCCGAUUGAGCCGGAGUGGUAUAUGCCUGUGUUGCCGAUGGUGUUGGUGAAUGGAGCGGAGGGUAUCGGUACCGGUUGGAGCACGUCCAUCCCGAACUACAACCCGGAAGAGAUCGUGGACAAUCUCCGGCGGAUGAUGAAAGGCGAGGACGUCGUGCCCAUGAGCCCGUGGUACCGCGGUUUCAAGGGCGAGAUCAAGAAGACGGGGGAUAAUAAGUAUGACGUGUUUGGGUGCGUAAGGAAGGUGAACGAUACGACGGUCGAGAUCACGGAGUUGCCGAUCCAUAAGUGGACGCAGACGUAUAAGGGUGAGUUGGAGAGCAUGAUUGGCGAGAAGGGGGAUGGUGUUAUCAAGGACUACAAAGAACACCACGACAACACGAACGUCCACUUCGUGAUCAACAUGGCCGCGAAGGAUCUCGAGAAGGCAGAGGCGCAGGGCUUGAUAGAGUUCUUCAAGCUGACCGGUAAGAUCAGCACGAACAACAUGAUGUGCUUCGACUUUGACGGCAAGAUCAAGAAGUACACGUCGCCGGAGGAGAUCCUCGAGGACUUUUAUCCGAAGCGUUUGGCGUAUUAUCAGAAGCGCAAGGACCACAUGGCCGCCGACCUACAGAACCAAUUCGAGAAACUCUCCAACCAAGCGCGCUUCAUCCAAAUGAUCGUCAGCAAAGAGCUCGUCGUCUCCAACCGGAAGAAAGCGGACAUCGUCCAGGAGCUGCGCAAGCACGAGUUCCGGCCGUUCGCGAAGAUCGUAAAGGCGCGUGCGGCGGGGGAGACGGCGCCGACGGUCGAGGAGGAGGAGAUCGAGGCGGCGGAGAGGGAGGAGGCAGAGACGGGGGCGACGACCGAUUUUGAUUAUUUGUUGCAGAUGGCGAUCUCGAGCUUGACGAAGGAGAAGAUUGCGAGACUCCUUCAGCAAGCGAGGGAUAAGGAGGAAGAGCUGUUCCAGUUGCUCAAGCUCACGCCCGUCGAAAUUUGGAAUACGGACCUCGACAAGUUCCUCGAGGCAUACAGGGCCCACAAUGCCGAGCGAGACCAGCGUAGCGAGACAGACUCCACCGGCAAGAAAGUCAAGCGGAAGCAAGCAACGCUCAAGACUCGCAAGUCCUUGCCUGGCGCUGGCAAGCGUAAAGGCGACGACGACGAUGACGGUUCAGACUACGACUUCAAGCCGACCAAAGCAGCGGCUAAGAAACCAGCACCCGCCGUGUCCAAAGCUGCUCCUAAUGCUGCUGCCGCCUCGAAGUCCAAAGCGACGAAGCCGACCGUGGUCAAGCCUUCUGGCUCGACGAUCAAGAUGGAUGACGAUGACGAUGAUGAUCCUCCGUCUGCUCCUCCGUCAAAAAAGCGAGGAGCUGCUGCUGCUGCUGCGACGAAGAAGAAGCCUGCACCGAAGGACGAGUCGGAUUCGGAUAUUCAGAUGAUUAACGACGAUGAUGAUGACUUUGAGUCUGUACCGCCACCACCGAAGAAGAAGCCUGCGCCGGCGAAGAAGAAAGUGGUCAAGUCUGAUGAUGACUCGGAUGACGAUGUCGUGGCGGCUGCUAUCGCGAAGGGCAAGGGCAAAGCGAAGGCUGCACCUAAGCGCAAGAGCCCGGCAGAUGACGCAGACAGCGAUGAUUCGGUCGUAAUCAGACCUGCGAAGAAGAAACAAGCCACCUCUCAGCCCGAAGUCACCGACUUCUUCUCUAAGAAACCCCCUGCGAAACCUUCAACCGCCAAAUCCACGACGACCGCUCGCAAAGUCUCUUCUUCUACCGCUACCACCAGCAGUAAAGGUAGCAAGGCGCCUCCCGCAAAGAAGGGCAGGAAGGUGGUGGAUUCGGAUGACGAUGACGACGAGAUCGACUUUUCCAAGGGUGGUGGUGAUGAUUCAGAUUCGCCGCCUCCGCCAGCUAGGGCUGCACCUGCGCGAGCGGCGAGGGGAAAGGCGAAGCCGGCCUACAUCGAGCUUUCGGACGAUGAUGACGAGUUCUAGGCAGGUCGGCUGGUGGAUCGUGCAUCUCUAUCAUUAUGUGACCGCUUUCAUGGUUCUUGUCGAUGUCUUUCUUUCCGCUAUCUUUCCGGGUUUCGAAUUCCAUUCAGUAUGCGGGCGCGUGUGUUUCUCGCUAGCGCAGACAAUGUGCCACACUUCCCUUGUCCUCCACGUCCCAUGUGCAUAGACCAAGUAUCGUAGUUUAGUUCAGCGCGUGUGUAUUGUUCUGUAGCUUUAUUUUUAUUUCUUCAUACGUCUGUCACACGUGCACUCCGGAAUGCGCUGACGCAUCGUGCCGUCGAUUCAGAUGUUGCCUUCGACGACAUAAUAUGUACAUAAAGACGGUCUGCACCAGGAGACGGAGAGUAUAAAGACAGAGCAAGGAUUAAAGGGCUGUGGAAAGACAAGCAAACCUACAUGAUCUAAUCUUCAAAAGGGUUCAUCUCUCUCUCCAUAUCAUUCUCCAUUUCUUUGAACUCCUGCGGAAUAUUAUUAGAUAAGCUAUGCUCAAGCAGGUCUUGAAACUCCUUCUCCAAGCCAACGAUAGCGGGGUACUGCGUCGAAUCUCGACCACGAAUAUUUAGUAGGAAGUUAUCCGGCUCCGUCUCGGCGAGAUAAGGAUCGGAGUAGCCUUUCCAAACCUUGGCCCUCUGCUUAGGCUUCAUAUUUGGCUUCCUGUCGUACGGUGUUAUGGCUCUGCGACGUGUGAGCUCACUCUUGACACCGACUUGGCCGUGAAAGUCGGCUGUUGCGCAGAGGUCCAUGACGAUGAUGAGCGUCUCUUGCUUCCUCCGCACAGGAAACUGACCGUCCACGGAAGGAUAGACGAUGUGCGGGACGGUGAGAGAGUCGCUGACUGCCUUCGAUAUAGCAUGACUUUGCGCCUUGCUCUGCUCUCCGAUAAGAAUCAGGUGCAGACUGUCGUAUGGUUCGUUCAUGGGGCCAACAUACGCAGGAAACAACAUGUCGACAGACUCCUGGUUAGGCGAGCAUUGAAACGCGGCUCCAGUGGAGAAGGCCCACUCCACUAGGGCGAUUGGAAUUUCGGAGAAUGAGCGAGUAAGACCAUGGAUGUGGGUCCAGGUCAUAACCGCUUUCUCGCUGAAAGCACGAAGCUCAGGCUCCAGCGCUUUGGAAGCCGAGUCGUGGCACCCGUAAUUCGAGCCUGCCAGUUCCGAGAGCCACUGCGCCAGCGUGAAGGAGCGAACGGCAGACUUCUGGUCGUUGAAGAACGAAGUGUGGAUUUGAUCGCGGGUAAAAAUACAGAGAAGUCGGCUGCAGAGCUCGCCCUGCGCUCCACGAUCGAUGAUAAGGCCCUGAAGGAUAAGCGUGUUGACAAGAAUCUGUAGCGCUUCGCGGUACUGUUCCCUGUCUUCGUUCAACGCGGAGGCCGCAGCGAGGGCGAGAGCUGGCUCUGAAGGUGCCCUUGUCUCCAUCUUGUCGCGAACAACUGAAACGAUCAUACGCAUAUGAUGGCUGACCAAGUCGGCUUCGAAACGUGUGGCGGCUUCAUUCUGUCCAAGUUCGAGGGGCAGCCGUGAGGCGAACGCAGCGAACACGUGACUUUUGUUGUAGGAAUGGAAGCCGGUGGUAGUGGCGGACCAGAACAACUUGCGGCUGGCAUAUUCGACGACGGCAGAAUCGGGAAGCGUCGCCCAAUACGGACGACCAUACAUCUUGAGAUGUCUCAACUCCAGCACCUCGUUGGGGUGCUUCAUGGAUACAUGUCCAGCCAUUUGAUUGAACCCAAGAUAGACGAAAGGGUUCAGAGGAACAAGACCGUCUCUCAAGCGCUCGGAGCCCGCUCGUGGUCCUGAUGGCGCGAGCAUAAAUGCCUUGGAGUUAGUAUCGAGCUCCAGGAACCAGAACACAGUCUUCGUCUGUAGAAUGUCGGCCGCCUUGAAUAUGCGCUGCAUAGCAAUGAGUGACAUCGAGUUGGAAGGGAGAAGAUCGUCUGGGUCGAAGUCGCCCAGGGCACCACAUUCGUCCAGAGCGAUGAAGAAUCGAUCAUUUUUGUUCAACGCUUGGACCUUGGCGUCCAAAGCUUGAAACCCCUCCAGGCAGAAUUGGGUGAAAAGGUUCUCGUGCCAUCUGGGAGCCUCGAACAAAGGAUCUCGUUGGUCGGACGCGGACGAGGAUGAGGACGAAGGAGAUAGACCAGCAUGGCCGUCUUUAGGCUGUUCCUGGACACGGCUUAUCCAAGCACGCUCCCUUUCGAGCCAUCCCUUCUUCUCCCUCAACAUCUUUGUCGCUCGAGAUACGACUGCAUUCACAUACUCUGCUCGUCUGUCUGGGCCGGAAUCGUUCGGAAGAACGUAUUUCCAAGUCGCGAGCGGAUCCGAGGGCGGCUGAUCAGAAUUGUGCGAAGAGCUCUCUGGUAUCGGUAUGGAGUCGGCGAUGACCUGUGUCAGUGCUCCUAGAAAUGCAGCAGACAGCUCUUCUCCCUUAUACUUGCCAUUGGAGUGAGUAUUGAAGAACUGCAAUGCCGCAACGUCACCAGGUGGCCAACCAGAGGUAAGCUUGGUAUCACUUCGAAGGCAGAUACUGAUCAGGUGAUCCUCUGAUGAAAGCUCCUUCACUAAGCGUGAUUUUCCACAUGCGCUAGACUGUAGGAUGGCAAUCACGCGGCCGUAGUGUAUCUUCGGGUUGUAUUGCUUAUUAUAACUAUGUAAAGCGGUUUUGAACCGUGUCUUUGCGUUUCCCUCAUAUGUCCUUCCAAACGCGAGCUCAAGGGCGACAGCACUUGCGGUCACGCUAUGUUGGAUACCUUGUGGGUUCGAUUGAACGAGUUCGUGCUCUACAUCGGGGAGGCAUGCUUGAAGGAAAAAACGUUCUGGUUUGGCGAAGUUCUUCAAAAAGAGUUCUUCGGCAUCGUCCCUCAUGGUUCGCGGCCCGUCCUGAAAGAGAGCGUGUACGAGCUGAUCUGGCGGAGCUGUGAGAGAGGCUCUAGCAUAAUCUUUGACGUCGUAUUGAAGAUAGCGAAUGAGAAAGCGGAGGAGCGAUUUCUUGUCCGCGCUGUCGCUCACUGAAAGUUCUGAGCGUGUUCUAUCGAGCUGUCGUGCCAACCCCGGAACGGACUGCAACCACUCAGAGACCGCGAGUUCUCCGGCAGGAUCAGUUUGGCUCUUGUCUGGCUGGUGUUUCG